AUGAGAUCAACAAUCGUUUUAUUGAGUCUGGUGGCGAUCUCGCAGGCUCUUUAUUUUCACAUCGCCGAAACCGAGAAAAAAUGUUUCAUCGAGGAGAUUCCAGAUGAGACGAUGGUGAUUGGAAAUUACAAGGUGCAAUUGUACGAUCCAAAUACGAAGGGUUAUGGUGAUUAUCCGAAUAUUGGAAUGCAUGUUGAGGUGAAAAAUCCCGAGGAUAAGGUGAUUUUGUCGAAAUUGUACACCGCCGAAGGCCGCUUCACGUUCACGUCGAACUCACCCGGCGAGCACGUCAUCUGCAUCUAUUCGAAUAGCACCGCGUGGUUCAGCGGAGCCCAAUUGCGUGUGCAUCUUGAUAUUCAGGCUGGAGAUCAUGCUCAGGAUUAUGCGCAGAUUGCUCAAAAAGACAAGCUCAAUGAGCUUCAACUGCGCAUUCGUCAGCUUCUCGACCAAGUCGAUCAGAUCACAAAAGAGCAAAACUAUCAGCGCUAUCGUGAGGAGCGAUUCCGUCAGACGUCGGAAUCGACGAACUCGCGCGUGUUCUACUGGUCGCUGGCUCAAGUCGUCGUGCUCGCCGUCACCGGCUACUGGCAGAUGAGGCAUCUUCGCGGGUUCUUCGAAGCGAAAAAAUUGGUCUAA
Caenorhabditis bovis is the source of this 636-nucleotide messenger RNA. The record is from the annotation of a GenBank genome assembly. Lineage: Eukaryota; Metazoa; Nematoda; Chromadorea; Rhabditida; Rhabditidae.